AUGGUCAAACAGCUGCUCGACGACUGCACGCUGCAGCUCUCCCACAAUGGCACCUACCUGGACCUGGAAGCCACCCUGGCAGAGCAGCGGGACGAGCUAGAAGGCUUCCAGGAUGACGCUGGGCGGGGCAAGAAGCACAGCAUCAUCCUAAGGACACAACUGUCCGUGAGGGUCCACGCCUGUAUCGAAAAACUGUACAACUCCAGUGGGCGAGAUUUAAGAAGGGCCCUUUUCUCCUUGAAGCAGAUAUUUCAGGAUGACAAGGAUUUGGUGCAUGAAUUUGUGGUGGCUGAAGGUCUGACCUGUUUGAUCAAGGUGGGAGCUGAGGCCGACCAGAACUAUCAGAACUACAUCCUGAGGGCUCUGGGCCAGAUUAUGUUGUAUGUGGAUGGGAUGAACGGAGUAAUAAACCACAAUGAAACCAUUCAGUGGCUGUACACUCUCAUCGGGUCAAAGUUCCGCCUGGUGGUGAAGACGGCCCUGAAGCUGCUGCUGGUCUUUGUGGAGUACUCGGAGUCCAACGCGCCCCUUCUGAUCCAGGCGGUCUCUGCUGUGGACACUAAAAGAGGAGUUGUACCCUGGUCAAAUAUCAUGGAAAUCUUGGAGGAAAAAGACGGGGUCGACACAGAGCUGCUAGUUUAUGCGAUGACUUUAGUGAACAAGACGUUGUCAGGAUUGCCAGACCAAGAUACCUUCUACGACGUGGUGGACUGCCUGGAGGAGCUGGGCAUUGCGGCCGUGUCCCAGCGGCACUUGAACAAGAAAGGGACUGACCUGGACUUAGUGGAGCAGUUGAACAUUUAUGAGGUGGCACUGCGGCAUGAGGACGGUGAUGAGACCGCUGAGCCACCCCCCAGUGGGCGUCGGCGCAGCCGCAGGCACUCAGUGCAGAGCGUCAGGGGUCCCCUGUCGGCCCCCACCAGUCCUUGCUCCCAGGCGGCUCCAGGAUUCAAGCCCAGUCAAGUGCGGGAUCUCCGUGAAAAGGAUGAGGAGGAGGAGGAGGAGGAAGAGGAGCAGCCAGUCACGGAGCCCAAUUCAGAGGAAGAGAGAGAGGAUGAUGCCCCCUCUCAGGGCAAGGACAGCCAGGCCAGCCCUGCCUCAGAGCAGAAGCCCACUGGGCAGGAAAGCCCAGCCCCCACCCCUGCCUCCAGCACCACCUCCACCUCCCAGGGAAAGCAGCUUCCAGCCAGCACUGCAGGGGGGAGCCCCUGGGGCAGCGGGUCCUCUGUGCCUGCCCUGCUGCCUCACCCCACCCCUGCCUCUCGGACCUCCACACCUGGCCCCCCGAAGGCAUCGCAGACCAUAGAAAAGCUGCCCUAUGUGCCCCACAGCCCCUUCCAUCUCUUCUCCUAUGACUUUGAGGAUUCACCCUUAUCCACCAAGGAAAAGGAAGCCGAGGCCCAGAAGGAAAGCAGUGGCUCUGAUUCCCUCCAUCUGAGCACGUAUUCUGCCUCUGAUCCUUACAACUUCCGGUCUUUCUCUUCUAAUAGAUACAACAACUUUGGCAACCACUCUUAUCACUCUUCAAGACCUUCGUCUGGAUCUGCUGUGCCCACCGCUUCUACAUCAUCUCUUCCAACCCCCCAGGAGCCCAGGCUGGACAGGUCAUCACUGAGUGGUCUUCUCACAUCAUCCUUUAGGCAGCACCAGGAGUCCCUGGCAGCCGAGAGAGAGAGGCGGCGGCAGGAGAGAGAAGAAAGGUUGCAGAGAAUAGAACGGGAAGAAAGGAACAAGUUCAGCCGAGAGUAUUUAGACAAAAGAGAGGAGCAAAGACAAGCAAGAGAAGAAAGAUACAAAUACUUGGAGCAGUUGGCAGCUGAGGCGCACGAGAAGGAACUGAGAAGCCGGAGCGUGAGCCGGGGCAGAGCUGACCUCUCCUUGGACCUGACCUCACCAGCCGCCCCCGCCCCUCUGAGCCCUGGCCCUUCAUCUCUAGACUCACAAGGGGCUCUCCCCGGAGCAUCAUCCUCCCCGGGAACACCUCAGCAUCCCCAAGCGAGCACCCAGGAUCCUGCGCCAGAACCAGGACCAGAGGAGGAGGUGGGGCAGGUGGGCGAUGAUGCCAACCAGGAAGUAGCCCCUGCCCACGUGGGGACUGAGAGCGAAGUGGAGCAGGAACUGGAAGAGCGAGCCUCCCUCAGUGAGAAGGAGAGGAGGAACGAGGAGGUGAACGAGAGGGACAACUGCUCUGCCUCGAGCAUCUCAUCCUCCAGCAGCACGUUAGAGAGGGAGGAGAAGGAGGACAAGCUCUCCAGGGACAGGGGCACUGGUUUGUGGUCCGCGGGGGUUCAGGAUGCCAGUGUAAAUGAACAGUGUGGCGACAUCCUCACCAACAAACGCUUCAUGCUGGACAUGCUGUAUGCCCAUAACAGAAAGCCCACGGAUGCCGAGGAGAAGGGGGAGGGCGAGCCCGCGGGCGCUGAGCAGGGGGCAGAGGCAGUGCCCAGCCUGGCCAGCAGGAUAUCCACGCUGCAGGCCAGCUCCCUGGCGCAGGACGAGAGUGUCAGGAGGGUGGACGUGGGCUGUCUGGACAACCGGGGCAGCGUGAAAGCCUUCGCGGAGAAAUUCAACAGCGGGGACCUGGGGAGAGGGCCCGUCUCCUCCGACACCCAGGCCGAUGACACGGUCCCGGAGAAAGCAUCCCCCCAGCCCAAGACGGAGUCCGACCACAUCUGGGACCAGCUCAUGGCCAACCCAAGGGAGCUCAGAAUCCAAGACAUGGAUUUCACCGACCUGGGAGAGGAGGAUGACAUCGACGUCCUAGACGUGGACCUGGGUCAUGGGGAGGCCCCUGGGCCGCCUCCCCCACCGCCACCUACCUUUCUGGGUUUGCCGCCCCCACCCCCUCCACCUUUGCUGGACAGCGUGCCUCCCCCUCCCAUCCCUGGUAAUUUAUUGGCUCCUCCUCCAGUAUUCAAUGCUCCUCAGGGCUUAGGGUGGCCCCAGGUACCCAGGGGUCAGCCGGCAUUCACGAAGAAAAAGAAGACCAUCCGUCUGUUCUGGAAUGAAGUGCGGCCUUUCGAGUGGCCGUGUAAGAACAACCGGCGCUGCAGAGAAUUCCUGUGGUCAAAACUGGAACCUAUCAAGGUGGACACUUCCAGGCUGGAGCACCUGUUCGAGUCUAAGUCUAAGGAAUUGUCCGUCUCAAAGAAAACUGCCGCAGACGGAAAAAGACAGGAGAUCAUCGUCCUGGACUCGAAGAGGAGCAAUGCCAUUAACAUCGGGCUGACGGUGCUGCCCCCUCCAAGAACGAUCAAGAUCGCCAUCUUGAAUUUUGAUGAAUAUGCCUUAAAUAAAGAAGGAAUUGAGAAAAUUCUAACCAUGAUCCCCACGGAAGAGGAGAAGCAGAAAAUCCAGGAGGCCCAACUGGCAAACCCUGAGGCCCCGCUGGGCAGCGCGGAGCAGUUCCUCCUCACGCUCUCCUCCAUCAGCGAGCUCUCGGCGCGGCUCCACCUCUGGGCAUUCAAAAUGGACUAUGAAACCACAGAAAAGGAAGUGGCAGAACCACUCUUGGACCUGAAGGAAGGAAUAGACCAGUUGGAGAACAAUAAAACCUUGGGCUUCAUCCUGUCUACUCUCUUAGCCAUCGGGAACUUUCUAAAUGGAACUAAUGCCAAAGCGUUUGAGUUAAGCUACCUCGAGAAGGUUCCAGAAGUGAAAGACACCGUGCACAAGCAGUCACUCCUCCACCAUGUGUGCACCAUAGUGGUGGAGAACUUCCCCGACAGCUCCGACCUGUACUCAGAGAUCGGGGCCGUCACCAGGUCAGCCAAGGUUGACUUUGAUCAGCUUCAGGAUAAUUUAUGUCAGAUGGAGAGACGAUGCAAAGCUUCAUGGGAUCACCUCAAGGCAAUUGCAAAACAUGAAAUGAAACCCGUUUUAAAACAACGAAUGUCAGAGUUCCUGAAAGACUGUGCUGAGCGAAUUAUAAUUUUAAAGAUUGUCCAUAGGAGAAUAAUUAACAGGUUCCAUUCCUUUUUGCUCUUUAUGGGGCAUCCGCCUUAUGCGAUCCGGGAAGUGAACAUAAACAAGUUCUGCAGGAUCAUUAGUGAAUUUGCCCUGGAGUAUCGCACCACCAGGGAAAGGGUUUUGCAGCAGAAACAGAAGCGGGCCAACCACAGAGAGAGAAAUAAGACCAGAGGGAAGAUGAUCACCGAUUCCGGCAAAUUCUCCAGCAGUUCGCCAGCACCUGCGAGCCAACCACAGGGCCUGAGCUACGCCGAGGACGCCGCUGAGCAUGAGAACAUGAAGGCUGUGCUGAACACCUCGUCCUCGGCCAUGGAUGAUGCCACCCCGGUGCUGGGCGUCCGCACACGCAGCCGGAUGAGCCGAGGAUCCGCUAGUUCAUGGACCAUGGGAACCGAUGACUCACCGAAUGUCACGGAUGACGCCGCUGAUGAGAUCAUGGACCGCAUCGUCAAGUCGGCCACCCAGGUGCCCAGUCAGCGAGUGGUGCCCCGGGAGAGGAAGCGCUCCCGGGCCAACCGGAAGUCUCUGCGAAGGACCCUGAAAAGCGGCCUGACUCCAGAAGAAGCCCGAGCCCUGGGCCUGGUGGGCACCUCGGAGCUGCAGCUGUGACCCCGGGGGCACCCUAAGAAGUGUGCCUGAGCAGAGUGCAUGCUCCUGCUGGACGGAGCCCCUGCAGUGCAGGGCGAGGAGGCUCUACGUCAGCAUGAGCAUCGAAAGGUCUGAAAGAAAGUGCCCAUCUCUCUGUGGCGCCACGGGGCUGUGUUGCGUGCUGCGCGCUGACAUGGAGUCUCCUUCCUGUACUUUCUCUUGUUUCCUUGACACCUGGUUUAGUAGUUCCAAAGGGAGACACCUUUUCUGUGCAAGGAACGGACUUUUCCGGAGCAGAUCACUCUGUCAGUGACUAAGGGCAUAUGAGGCAGUUGGAUUAGAUUCACAGCCUGGGUCUCUCCACACCACCAAAGUGUCCAGAUGUAAAACCCAACUGUACACAAAGGAAAGCACAGGCUGUUGACCAGUUGUGGAUUUUAGAUGUACUAAAUGUUUAUAUGGAUUCAUAAAUGUACACCAUGUUUCAGAUACUAAAUAAAUGGAGUUUAAUGUCA
This is a messenger RNA of Myotis brandtii (Brandt's bat), 5072 nucleotides long. RefSeq names its product formin homology 2 domain containing 3 (gene FHOD3). The record is from RefSeq and is a predicted model, not a curated record. Gene Ontology annotation, molecular function: actin filament binding. Gene Ontology annotation, biological process: sarcomere organization; cortical actin cytoskeleton organization; cardiac myofibril assembly. The transcript is spliced from 29 exons. Lineage: Eukaryota; Metazoa; Chordata; Mammalia; Chiroptera; Vespertilionidae. Gene Ontology annotation, cellular component: cytoskeleton; cytoplasm. The coding region runs from base 1 to 4578 and encodes 1525 amino acids.